This is a messenger RNA of Colletotrichum tamarilloi, 900 nucleotides long. RefSeq names its product polysaccharide lyase family 3. The record is from RefSeq and is a predicted model, not a curated record. Lineage: Eukaryota; Fungi; Ascomycota; Sordariomycetes; Glomerellales; Glomerellaceae. Gene Ontology annotation, biological process: pectin catabolic process. The transcript is spliced from 6 exons. The coding region runs from base 1 to 900 and encodes 299 amino acids. Gene Ontology annotation, cellular component: extracellular region. Gene Ontology annotation, molecular function: pectate lyase activity.
AUGAAGGUCACCAGCGCAUCAGCUUUGUCUCUUCUGCUUGCUCUGGCCCAAGCCGCUGCCAUUGAGCGUCGCCAGCAAGGUGAUGGCCCAGGCGGAUCCGCAGAUGCGACGCAAGGCGACCUUGGUGAACGGCCACCGCCGCGGUUCCCGUUUCCUGUCACCAAGUUCCCGGUUCCGAACGAGACUGUUGUCCUUAAGGAAGCCAUGUACAUCCUUCCUGGGCAGGUCUUCGACGGAGGCAUGAAGCGUUACGAGCGUGUUGAAGGCAGCUGCAAUGAACAAGCUGAGGGCACGGAUGCCGACGCGGUCUUCAAUCUUCUCCCUGGCUCGACAAUCCGCAACGUCAUUAUUGGCAAACACCAGGCUGAGGGAAUCCAUGCAUUGGGCGACGCAUGGGUUGAGAAUGUGUGGUGGGAAGAUGUUUGUGAAGACGCCCUCACCUCGAAGGGCUUGAACACUCAAUUGAGAGUGAUUGGUGGCGGCGCUCGCAAUGCCACUGACAAGAUCUUCCAAGACAACUCUCUUGGCGGGAAGUACAACAUCACUGGCUUCUAUGCUGAUGGAUUCGGAACUUUCUACCAAUCUUGCGGUAAUUGCCUAAACCAGUCAAAGCGGAAUGCAACCAUUCAGAACGUCAUCGCAGUCAAUGGCAACAGGAUGGGCAUCAUUCGCAUCAAGAACACUCAGCUGAAAGACUUGAAGGUGAUGGUCGACAAAGAGAUCGCAAACAACAUGCAAACCGUUCCUAUCACGGUUGGCACCGGCCCAGAUCAGAAGUACGCCCUGUACAACGAGACGAGAGACGCUAUCACCGAGUGGGAAGGAAUUGUGGAGAACGCAUACGAGCCCGAGGAGCCAUAUGAGUGGCUUGAGGCUUACUGGCCGGAUGGAUUCAACUGA